Molecule: messenger RNA, 1576 nt
Organism: Puma concolor (puma)
Lineage: Eukaryota; Metazoa; Chordata; Mammalia; Carnivora; Felidae
Product: ADP-ribosylation factor 2
Molecular function (GO): GTPase activity; GTP binding
Source: RefSeq, a predicted model, not a curated record
AGUCGCCAUUUUGCAGAGGGGAGCCGAAAUCCGAAAGGCAGUGGUGUGGGUAACGGUGCCCUGUGCGGCGGCAGGUAACAGAAUUCAGUCACAAUGGGGAACGUUUUUGAAAAACUGUUUAAAAGUCUAUUUGGGAAAAAAGAGAUGCGGAUUCUUAUGGUGGGUUUGGAUGCGGCUGGAAAAACCACCAUCUUGUAUAAAUUGAAACUGGGAGAGAUUGUGACUACCAUCCCUACAAUAGGUUUCAAUGUGGAAACGGUAGAAUAUAAAAAUAUCAGCUUCACAGUCUGGGAUGUUGGUGGCCAGGACAAAAUCAGACCUUUGUGGCGACAUUAUUUCCAGAACACCCAAGGUCUGAUUUUCGUGGUUGACAGUAAUGACAGAGAGCGGGUCAAUGAGGCCCGAGAAGAACUAACCAGAAUGUUGGCAGAAGAUGAGCUCAGAGAUGCAGUUUUAUUGGUGUUUGUAAAUAAACAGGAUCUUCCGAAUGCUAUGAACGCAGCGGAGAUAACAGACAAGCUCGGCUUACAUUCCCUCCGCCAGAGAAACUGGUACAUUCAGGCCACUUGUGCCACCAGUGGAGAUGGGCUUUACGAAGGCCUGGACUGGCUCUCCAACCAGCUCAAAAACCAGAAGUGAUCGGAAGCGAUCCCUUCCCCGUGCGUUGUGGCAAAGUCAGCUGGCCUCUUCUGUGUGCGUGCGUGCGUGCGUGCGAGGAGCUGAGUGUGGGUGUGUGGCUGGGAGCGGGAGCAGCUUUCUCACACUGUGCCUUAUACAUGCUGUAAGAAAACCAGUCUUACGUUUGAAGAAAAACCAGUGUUACAUGUGAAAUGCUACCUUCCACUUGAGUAGCUCCGGCGCUCAGCCUGGCCGCCGGUGGAGGGCCCCCGGGGGCUUCCUGGUGCGCGCUCGCCAGAGCCGUCUCCACAGCGGGCAGGAGGCGGGGAGCUGGCUGGGGGCUGAGUGGAGCUGGCAGAGCCGGGGCUGGCGUCUCCGCACAGCUCGAGUCCCCUUAGACGCUGGUGUUCUUUUGUAAGCAGGAAGGGCCCGUCCUUCUUGCCCAUCACUGCCAGAGCUAGCAACUCACUUGUCAGUGCUUUAAAGCAAAAGAUCCUCAAGAGGAAAAAGGCACUUGCUUCCUGCGGGUUUGAAGUUCAGAUCUGAACUUUCCCCUUAAGUUAUUUUCUUCCUGGUGUAAUGUGCUUCAUUUAAAGGAACUCGAGGUCUUUUUCAUUAGAGUGUCAAGUCUGCAUAACACUAGAAAAUUUUCCAGUCCUUCCCUCAUGCUAGUUCCUUCCCGUUUGCCUCUUAUUUGCCCGAUGGAGACCAUGUGGGGUAAGUAACCCAGCGGGAGGCCGAGGUUCUUGGCCACAGGGUCCUGCGGAGGGGCAGGCGUGUGUCCCUGCGUCUGUCUCCCCUUCUCAGGUUUCAGGCUCCCGAGGCUGCUGCUCCCACUUCUCUGUCCCGUGCUAAUGUUCUGUGUUCAAAGCGGGAGGUUCACUCCUGUGAUGGAAUCGUCGCCAAGUUCAUGAUCUCCCUUCAACUUUCGGUUUUGGUCUGUUUCUGUUCCCAGAAC